UAAUCUCCGCCUCCUUCCCCUUCCUUCCCCUCCCCCCUCCUUCCUCUACCGCAAUCCUCGGCGAUGGCGGCGUCUCGGUCUCCGCCUCCGUCAUCGCCAUGGCCUUCCUGGGUCCUGCUGGAUCCAAACGUGUCGGACUACAGAUUUUGCAUCGGUCCAACAGCAAAAGGGUGGAAGGUCGUCGAUUUUACGAACAAGAACUACGGAGCCGGGAAGAAGUAUGGCCAAUUGAUGGCGGAGUGUCUGAAGCUAUAUGUGCGCCUCGCCGACGGCGACGCGGGCCUGGAUCAAUCAGAGUUGGCCAUCACUGCAAACGACGGGGUCAUCCGCUCCAUCAUAGAGGAGGAGCUCACGGAACAAACUGGCUGCCUGAAGAUGGAUCUUCACGGGAUCGUACACGCCUCGUGUGUCACCGGCUACGUCGAGAUCGCGGACAAGAACCUCAUCAUCCUCGCCGUGUCUUACUCCUUCGCUCGUGACAAUUACUACCUUAUCUACGAUGCCACUCUCCGGUCGCUCUCCAUGAUACCCCAUGUAUCUGCUCAUCCCUAUUGCCAGGCCUAUUACCCGUGCGACCCUCUCCCUGUGCGCUACGGCGACGAGUACACCCUUGUACUCUUCGCGCGGAAUUUGGAGUACCAGAAAGAAGAACAAGGAUGCAACUACUACCACCGUGAUGUGCUCUGCCUGUGGCCGCCGCCGCCAUCGUCGGAGAAACCGCCUCUGCUGCUGCGUGACACCCCGGGUCCCUCCAUUGAGCCGUGGCACUUGAAGGAGCCCGUCUUCCCGGAGGGGAAGACGCCAUCGGAGUUCCGCCACCACGUCAAGUUCACGUCCACAAGCCAUGCUUUCUGGGCUGACCUCACGAAGGGCGUCCUGUGCUGCCGCUGCAGCGACCUCUUCGACAGCUACCACGUCAACUUCAGCUUCAUCGAGCUGCCCCAUGGGUGCGAGUGUGACGCCCUGGACAUGCCGGAUACUGCGCCGGCGGAGAUAUACCGGACCAUGGGUUGCACCUCUGGGAGCUCGAUCAAGUUCGUCUCCAUCUCCUUCGAAGAUUCUAUGCCGGUGGAUGAAAAGACCAUGACAGUGUGGACGCUGGACACGGCCUCUUGGGGAUGGACUAAGGAUGUGGAGCUCAGCCUGGGAAGUCUGUGGGAGCUGGAGGACUUCAAGAAGAAUGGAUUGCCGGAGACUCAGCCAGUCUACCCUUUCCUGAGGAAGGAGGAAGAUGAAGACAAUGCCCUCUACUUCACGCUGUCCAGUUCACUGUUGGGGCCAAUCAGCGAAUGUGGGGAACCUGCGGUGCACCACAUGUGCCGCUUCGACAUGAGAAGCAUGAGGCUCGAGUCCAGCCCUCUUUCUUUUCCCCCAGAUAUGAUUGUUCCGCAGCGUUUGUUUGGCUCUGAGUUCUUCAGAUACCUUGACCGUCAUGUUCAGGUUCCUGGUUGUGGCAAAGGCAAGAGGAAGUUGAAUGAGGACUAUAUACUGAUGCUAAUUUGCCCAAGUGAAUUCCUAGGGUUGUGUGCUCAGCAAUGGAGCGAGUGGAAGAGCAUGCAGAAAUAGAGAUCAGAGAAGUAAUUCGUGUGGUGUGGGAGCCAGCUAGACUUCUUUUAUUUUUAUUUCGCCAGGCUGCUGAUUAGGAGAUCAGAUUCUGAAUGACAUGUUUUAUGUUCACAAGCUGGGUUUGUUUUGCUACAGCCUGCAUGUCUCUUUAGUACUACUAAUGUUUAUCGUUACCAGUAUGUGCUUGCUCAUUGAUUGCUUAAUCUUGAUGCACUGAA
Messenger RNA from Oryza sativa Japonica Group (Japanese rice), 1784 nucleotides. RefSeq lists its product as uncharacterized. Lineage: Eukaryota; Viridiplantae; Streptophyta; Magnoliopsida; Poales; Poaceae. The record is from RefSeq and is a predicted model, not a curated record.